Molecule: messenger RNA, 2987 nt
Organism: Leopardus geoffroyi (Geoffroy's cat)
Lineage: Eukaryota; Metazoa; Chordata; Mammalia; Carnivora; Felidae
Product: olfactory receptor 7D4-like
Exons: 1
Coding region: 146-1084 (312 amino acids)
Biological process (GO): G protein-coupled receptor signaling pathway
Cellular component (GO): membrane
Molecular function (GO): G protein-coupled receptor activity; olfactory receptor activity
Source: RefSeq, a predicted model, not a curated record
UCAUGCUCUCUUUCUCCUUCAAAAAUAAAUAAACAUUAAAAAAAUUUUAAAGAUGGUAUUAUAAAGGUAAUGACUGGCUGAUGUCCCAGUUGGCUAGGCACUAAAUAUUUCUUUUCACUCCUUCUCUAGGAGACACAUCAGACACAUGGAAGCAGGAAACCAUACCAGAGUAUCAGAAUUCUUCCUCCGGGGCCUCUCAGAUGACCCAGAACUGCAGCCCCUCCUCUUUGGCUUGUUUCUGUUCAUGUACCUAGUCACUGUGCUAGGAAACCUGCUCAUCAUCCUGGCCAUCCUCUCUGACUCCAACCUCCACACCCCCAUGUACUUCUUCCUCUCUAACCUGUCCUCUGUUGACAUCUGUUUCAUUUCCACCACUGUCCCGAAGAUGCUGGUAAACAUCCAGGCACAGAGCAAAGACAUCUCCUACCCUGGAUGCCUCACUCAGCUGUAUUUUUUUAUGAUUUUUGCUGGAAUGGAUGGUUUCCUCUUGACCGUGAUGGCCUAUGACCGGUUUGUGGCCAUCUGCCACCCCUUGCACUACACAGUCAUCAUGAACCCACGACUCUGUGGCCUGCUGGUUCUGGUGUGUUGGCUCAUCAUUUUCUGGGUCUCCCUGAUUCAUGUCCUACUGGUGAGGCGGCUGACCUUCUGUACAGGUACGGAAAUUCCACAUUUCUUCUGUGAAGUGGUUCAGAUUCUCCAGGUAGCCUGCUCUGACACUCGUAUCAAUAAUAUCUUCUUGUAUGUGUCGACUGCCAUACUGGGUGUGUUUCCUCUGACUGGGAUCUUCUUUUCCUACUUUCUGAUUGUCUCCUCUUUAAUGAGAAUGUCCUCUGCAGCAGGAAAAUAUAAAGCAUUUUCAACCUGUGGCUCACAUCUCUCUGUGGUCUCCUUGUACUAUGGGGCAAGCUUGGGGCUCUAUCUCAGUCCUGCUGGGAUCCAUUCUUCCCAGAGAAUCCCAAUUGCCUCAGUGAUGUACACUGUGGUCACUCCCAUGCUGAACCCCUUCAUCUACAGCCUCAGGAACAAGGAUGUGAAGGGGGCCCUGAGAAGACUCCAUAGUCAUGGAGCCCUUUGUCCAUGAUGGGCCAUUGGCCUCAGAACCAAGUAGACAUUGUGAGCUCCAAAAGGCAAAUAAUUGUGCAUAUAAAUCUCUUGGUUUUCUUCCUCCCCUAAAAGACAUGCCUCACUUCUUCUAUUCUCAAAGUCCCCAUGACUUUGCCUUCAUUUGGUUUUGGUUUUGUAUUAGUUUCUCCUCAAUAAUCUCUUCAGUAAUUCCUUUUUUCGUUUGUCUUCCCUGCUUGCAGCCCAUAACAUUCUAUCUUUGGUUAGCUUUCCUACAGUCAUUCCUGAGAUUUUUAAUACUUGAUGUGAAGCACUUAUAGCAAGUGCCUGCAUGGUUUCCUCCCAAAACUGUCUUCUCAAAUGCUGACAUCCUUCACAUUAAUUUGGUAAGUUUGUUUCUCCCUGGAGGAAACAGAAUGGAAACCAUACAAUAGUCAUAACCAAAGUGCUUGCCAUAUCAAGACUGUGCUUGUUGAUCUACAUCUGUAAAUUUAUGUAUUUGACAUUUACUUAAGAUAUUUUCCCUCUUUUUCAAAAAGAUUGAGAUUGGGAUGGAUCCCAACAUGGAAACCUGAAUAUGAUCCCAUGCUCCUAAGUUUGCUAUCUUAGUGUUCCUGAAAACACUGAUGUGGAUUUUCAACUUUAAGAGUAGGGAUCUUGAUUUGAAACCUCAUUUGUUCAGGUUUGUAGGUAACAUAUUGCAUAGGAUAUCACUGAGAUAUUGCCUCAUAUUUGUCUUUCUUCUGUCUUCUUUCCUUCCUUUCUUCUUGUUCUCUGCCCAUUUCAUGUUCUAUUGGACCUUUAUUUCCCCAUUAUUGUGGUUUUAAGAUAUGCCCCCAAGAUUCUAAAACAUGUAAUAAUGAUUACAAUAGACUAAGACUAUUUUGGGGGGAGAGUAUUCAUAGUAGGUAUUAUCAGGAGUUGUAGUUACACACUUGUGAAUUGUAUUCAGAACUCACUUCACUUGUUAAAAAGAAUUUUGAUAGAAAUGAGUCUGCAGUGAAGAAUGGAGUAGUAGAAGAUAUCAGCAUUUCUCCUUCAUUCCCGGGAUCCUUUGACUUUCUCCACCACAUAACAAUGUUAUGACUGCCGAUGUUCAGCAACAGGUACAUGGGGGUAGAAGUAACAGGGAAGUAUGCCCCAGCAUGGACAGAUCUUGAUGGAGAGGUGUGAGGUAUACCAUCUUCUUUACUCCUUAGCUGUGAUAAUUCUCAUAUUUCCAUUUUGUGCCAAUUUCCAGUAUUUUCCCACAGGAUGAAAACUCUGCUCACUUGUUGUGGGAGCUGACUUACGGUAUGCUUUAUUGGAUAUAUUUUGUUCCCUGUAUCACUUCUCCUGUCUCUAACCCAUGUCCUUGUUCCUUACUUCUCCCAGUAAAGCACUUGCACAUGAAUCAUUGGCUCAGUGUCUGUUUCUGAGGAUCCCUAAUGAAGUCAGGUGGUAAAGACUGUGAAGGGAAUUAAAACAAUAUCAUAGUUGGAAUUUUUGGUUUUGGGACAAAACCAAACUGAACAAAAAACAAGUAUUGGAGAUAUAUCUAUAUCUAUAUCUAUAUCGAUAUAGAUAUAUAUACAUACACAUAUAGUUAGAUCUUGAAAUUACUGAAAAAAAUAAUAAUUUUUCAAUAAUAUUGGGGUGGCUUCAAUUCACUUUGAUUCCAUUAAGUUUCUAGCAGUGUGUAAUUAUUGUCUAAUUUGUAAUUUGUCCCUACAAAUUGAGGAGGGGACCAAAGAGGUAAACAUGAUUGUAAUAUGGAGUGGUGAGCAUAAUAAUGUUGGUGUAUAAAAGAACCUAUUGAAAAGAAAGGUAAAAAGUUUUCAAGUCAUCUUGAGUAAUUCCAGAGAAAAUAUUUAAAAAUUUAUUUCAUGAGGGGUGCCUGGGUGGCUCAGUAGGUUAAGCGUCCAACUUUGGCAAAAGUCAUG